This is a messenger RNA of Zeugodacus cucurbitae (melon fly), 5217 nucleotides long. Its product is annotated as mucin-12. NCBI's taxonomy places the organism in Eukaryota, Metazoa, Arthropoda, Insecta, Diptera, Tephritidae. Bases 924 to 4061 code for a protein of 1045 amino acids. The record is from RefSeq and is a predicted model, not a curated record. The transcript is spliced from 7 exons.
GACUGGUGGCCAGUGGCAUUACUGCCACACUCUCUUUAUCUUUACUUUUCUUUCUGGUAAAUCGUCUGAGACAACGUAAGAUACGUGCACGCGAAAGUCGACAGAAUGCCGAGGAUCAACGCAGUAUUGUUGGAAGUAUUGGUUACAUAGCCGGUAAUAUGGGUUACAUGGAAGGAAACAUGAGUGGUAUGGAUUAUUCCUACGCUGGAGGUGCUUCUCACUAUCCACUAUGGAAACCAGCUAGUGGUUACUUUCCACGUGGGGAGGCGCCGCCACCGUAUGAAGAGGCUGUCGCCAUAUCGCAAGCAGAAGCUUUAAGCGCACAGUGCACGGUUAGUGUGGCAACAACAGCACACCGUGCAAUGGGUCUUAAUGCCACUGUUACACCGGUUGAAUUGAGUGCUGAAAUGCGUCGAAACAUGCAACAGCAGCAGCAACAACAAACUUUAGUCCAACAACAUGCAAUACAUUUGCAUCAACCGACGACAUCACACAAUGGUAGUGGUGUAAACGGUACUAAUUCGCUAGUCGGGAUGCCUAACACGACGCAAACAUUGCAGCAUCAUAUUGGUGCAUUGACGUCUACGGCACAACAACAACAACAUCAUCAACAAUCCCACAAUCAAAUAACACAGAGCACCACCAACCUAAUUAACAUCAAUAUUAAUAGUGGAGGCAAUGUGACCACAAUUGCUACUGGUGAAAAUCAUCAACCUCCAUAUAGUUCUCAAAACUCGAGUACAACACAGAAAAAUAACUAAAAAACAAAUUUCUGGAAAUAUAAAUGUCUUUGGAAUCUAAAUUGUUUACUAGUGCACACUUCUAUAUUUAUUAUUACAAAUUGGACUUUGCAACACGAAAGUGGCGGCAAUGUUUUGCAGGAACCACAUAAUCAUCAGUCGUUACAACAGCAACCACAAUUAAUGAAUACAACUCACAUAGGAAAUAGUAGUGGGGGACGUCUUCACUUGACUGCUGCUACGCCCAGUAACUCAAUUUGUGUGCAGACGCUCUCAGGUGGAGCGGGUGGUAACCAGACAACCAAUCAAUCAACGCAAAUGAUGGGGCUUAAAUCUCUCCACCAUCAGCAACAGCAGCAACAACAUCACCAUGAAAUUACUGCUGCAAACGUCGCCUGUCAAGCUUUGCAGCAGGCAAUGUCAUCUUCGGUUGGUUCUUCGUCGACCAACUACGAGUGUAGCUAUAAAAACUGUCAUCUGAAUAUCAGCGCUAGUACUGCGUCGGCUUCUUCGUCAGCCGUAGGCGGAUCGCAGCAGCGCCGCUCCCAACGUACAAUGCCAAUUCAAGCCACACAUAUGACACAUGAUAUGCUUCAACAGUUUGUUACUGUUGCUGAUGUGGAAAUCAGUGGCAACACUGUUGGGUAUCACUCAUUGCCAAAUGGCAGCGGUGUAGGUGGGGGUGACAGUGAAAUUGAGCUGGUCAGUGCUACUACGGUGCCUACGUCAUCGCAAUAUACUGGAACACAGAUAUCAGGGGCCAUUUCAACACCCAGCAUUGAUGUGUUGCCAUUGAUGAGUGGCGAAAUCGCUACAAUUUCUAGCAAUACCAGCGAUUCAAUCACACAAACACCAAUAAGCGCCGUCUCCGGGCCGCAUACACUGCCAACAAAUGCUCACACGCAAACAUUAAAAAGUGGUAGCAGCAGCACCAAUAGCAUUAGUAGCCAAAGUAGCAAAACACCUUCAAGUUCACGUCGUUAUCAUCGCACUAUACCGCGAUACUUUGCACUUACCGAUCCAUUGAGUGCCAAAGAGGCCUAUGGCGUAAGUAAAAGUAAAUCGGAUAAUAGUUCACGUGCUAGCGCGAGCGGCACUGUGUCAACUGGAACUUCUACCAAAAAACCCACCUGCCAAUGCCCAGUACAACAUGUGCCCAUGUCAUAUAUGGCGGCCACGCAAUUGAGCAAUGUUGCGCAAUGUGCCAGUAACAGUGCGCUUCUUUCGGCCCUAAGUAGCAAAUUGAACGCUGCUUGCCAAUCAUCAGCUGCAUCUCAAACGACGUCAGCAUCAUCAACUCUAGUUACAUCACAUGGCAGCAGUAGCUCUGGGCGCUCCAACACUGUUACUACAUUGGGCUAUUCACAACGAGCCAAAUCCUCCAACAGUCUUCAACAAUCGUCAACGAACGAUGUAAACAGCUUUGGUGUCGGCGGCACCUUGAAACGUACCAUACACACCACGAGCACCAGCACCAACACGGCGACGGCCACUAAUAAUAACAACAAUAGCAACAUUAAUGCUACAUCGGUAUGCAGUUAUGAUACGAAAAUAGCCACUAUUUCCAAACAAGUCGGUGAUAGUACCGCUGCAGAUCUAGGUGGCACAACCAUAACUGGUCAUCAUCAUCACGCUGCCCAUCAUUCACAUCAUUCUCAUCAUGCACACAGUGUUGUUGUGCUACCGACACAGACCCAUGACGAGAGUAUGCCCAUAGUUUUGGGGAGGGUACAGAAACGAUCCAGUGGAGAGCGUGAGAGGGAACGGGAACGGGAACGCGCGCGUAGUGCUAGUAGUGGCCGUGCAAGCAGCAACAGUAGCUCACACCAAUUGGAGAAUAGCGCGGCUGCAAUCUACUUGAAUGGAAAGGGCGACGCAUACUUGAAUUUUCCCCAUCCACAAAAUUUCAGCAAUCUCAAUGCACAACAGCAGCAGCAGAAUCACCACCAACAACAACAAACCAACGAAACAAAUCCAAUAUUACCACCGAAACUACACAAAUCUCUAACGAAUUUAAAAACUACAACAAACAACAAUCAUAGUAUAACGACCAUAGCAACAGUGAUUUCGUGCGCUGCUGCUACUACACCCAACCCCACAAGUACAGCCACCAACUCAUCAAGUUGCACUGCCGUACAGACGGUAUACACUCUCAGCAAACCAACCACAUCGACUGCAGCACAUGUGAGCCGCAAGGAGCAUCAUACUAUCCAUGAACCUGUGAAUGGCAACGUCGCAACUAGCAAUUGUAGUAAGAAUUCGCCACCAUCACUCACUCUGCCGCUCACACUUUCGCCGGGGUUAACAAAUAACUUUGGAGGUGUGAGCACCAGUACUAGUAGUGGUAGUGGAAGUAGUUCCGGCAACAAUACGGUAGGGUCGCAAACACAUUCAGCUGAAAAGUCAAGCAAAAUCAAUUCAAGUACAUUUUAUCCACUGCAAAAUAAUCAUGUGACAUACACACUGCCAAAACACAUAAGUGGCAAAGUAUCGCUGAAUAGCACCAUUGCCAGUGUAGUUAGCAAGGUGCCUUCAGUGAUCAGUAUACCAGUCGGUGGCGGGGAAGUUGAUCUGUUUGAGAAUAACAACAGCUGUACAAAUAACGCCUUAAGUCACAGCAAUGUAACAACAAACAGUAAACACGAAUCCACGGCAAUGUCGUCCACGUCGAAGAGUGUCAGUGCGAACGGCCGUAGCACCACAUUGCCAAAGGUAUUGCGUGCCAAAAAACAGCAAGAUGUGAAUGCUACCAACAAUUGCAAUAGCAAUAACGUCAGUAGCGGCACAAAAUAUUUGAAUAAUGCAACAACAACAGCCGUGUCCACAUCUUCGGUAUCACAAUGCAAUAUGCCCGCCUAUCCACAUCAGUACAGCAGUUCACAAAUCAAAUCAACCGCAACAGCUAAUGCAACAACGCAGUUCAAUUCCACCAUUUCUGAUAGUGAUGCGCUGUCUUCUGCCAAACAUUUACCAGUCUGCACCACUUCUAAGAAUUGCCACAAUCCAAAGGAGCACUUUUUGCCAAACGACACCAGUUUGGAUGAUGAUUACUUAAGCGAGUGUGAGAAUUGCAAAAUUGCGCAGAGUGCCAAAUAUUUUUUAAAUGCCGAAGAAGUGGAGGCAACACCACAAGAGACAAUGACCCUGCAGCGCAAAUCGAUGGACGACAACAAAGAGGAACAAGAACAGGCGUAUUAUCGAAUUUCGCACACACUACCAACGAACCCAAAGAAGAAUGCUCCAAUCAAAAAUAACAAUCGUGAACCAUGGUUUUCUACAAUCCCUGCUAGUUCGUCAUCCGAAGAGGAUGUCAAUGAAUGAGAUUUAACACAUUUUCUUUAAAUAAAGAAUAAAAAAACAAAAACGAUGCGCACCAAUAAUUACAUAUACGCACACACAAAAAUAUGCACACACCAGAGUAUCGGAGUGAGUGAGAGGCUUCGAGAUUUGCAAACCGAAAAGUUUAAGAUUGAAAACGACAGUACGAACAUUAAAUGUAAUAUCUGCACAGCGGGUAAGUCUAACACAACUUGAGACGACACGUUCACUCAUCAAACGCGAGGAAAAAUUGUCCACCGCACGGACAAGGGCUUUCUUCAAUAACUCAAGAUUUGAGUUUAGAGUAGAGUAGAAUACGGAACACAACUUGUAAUCCAACAGGUCUGUGCUACCAGUUGGCCAAUAAUUCGUUGAUAUAAAGUCGCUUUUGUGUUAUAGAGCAGAGUCUUGUUGGUAAUUCCACGACUUGUUGGCGAAUAUUUCAUUGGUUAAGGCUUCACAAUGGGUGCCAAGACGGUUUAUUGAUAUCCUUUGGAUGAUUUGUUCACUUCUUUCUUGCGAAAAUAAGGCGCUAUGUUUGUGAUGCGUUGAAAUGCUUUAUUGGAUGACCGAGCAUUCACACGACCGUUUUAUCUAUUGAAUAGUAAACAGAAUUUGUCUGUGAGUGUUCUUCGCGUAGAGACUGCGUAACCCUUUCGAUUUUCGCUUACUUCAACCGUGUACCAGCAUUUAUGACUUCACUAAGUACUUUAAAGAAAUGUAAAUGGUAUUACUUAUAAAUUAUAGUAAGCUAGUGAUCGAGAGUAUGUUUCAGCAACCAGUAUUAAGACGAAAUGAAAAAUCUUAAAACCAAAUAUUAAAAUAAAUCUAUGUAUACAACUCGUAAAAAUCGCAAAUAAAUGCAUUGUUUUGAAAUUUUAGAAAGAAGUUACAGAUUAUCGUUAUAUUUAAAUUAACAAUUAAUAUAUAUUCAUAAUGUAUGUAUAUAUAUAUUAAGUGGCAGUUAAACAAAUUAAAAUCAGUCAGAAAUGUACUAAAAUCUUAAAAGAAACUUAUGCAAAUAUUAAAUUUAAAAGAAGAAGCAUAAAAAGUACGAAAAGAUAAGAUUUUCGCGAAAAAUAAAAACGAAUUGUAUUUAGUUGUAAGAGUGUAAAAGAACUACCAUAAUAUAUAAAAUAAAUAAUAAAUAAAAAAUUAA